Molecule: messenger RNA, 1545 nt
Organism: Puccinia graminis f. sp. tritici CRL 75-36-700-3
Lineage: Eukaryota; Fungi; Basidiomycota; Pucciniomycetes; Pucciniales; Pucciniaceae
Exons: 4
Coding region: 1-1545 (514 amino acids)
Source: RefSeq, a predicted model, not a curated record
AUGAACAAGCCCUUCGAUCGCAAACAACCCCCAUCGAUUGCGACUGGCUAUCGAUUCAAGACUAUGGCAGGGAGGGGGAACAGCAAGAAGCGACGCAUGUCGUCACCCACCUCCUCAACUACAAAUGCCCCUGCUAGGUCCAAGCAACGAUCGAAAAAGAACAGGACUCAUGACGUGAUUGAUUUGGCUAAGUCCGAUGAGGGAACGAGCCCUAGUACUAGCGACCGAGACGACGGGUCUCCUGAAAGCACUCAGGCUUCCAACACCAAGGAACUCACUGAUGAACAAGAGCUGAGACACCCACUGGUGUCCUACAAGGUCGACAACUGGACGGCGAGGUUGUACAACCUCCUCGCCGGCCAGGAGGGAAUCUUACUGGUUGACGAGGUGGUACAUCCUGGCCGGCAAGGCUGUACCACCUUGUCGACCAGGAGGGAAUCCUCCUGGCUGGCGAGGUGGGGGUUGAUAAGCGCACGCCAGGCGCAGAUUGGCUUGCAGGCCCACACGCCAAAGAAUUUUGGCGUGCGGCCUUGCACGCCAAUCUGCUGCAGGCCUCCCCGUUCAACUCCCAAACGCACCGGACAAGCCUGCAAUCAGUCUAACACUCAAAGCUUGGUGACACGGCAAACUCAUCCCACUGACUCUCAGAAUUCAGCACUACCCGACUCACAACAGGGGGUUUACACUGCUUCAAAUGAAACUCAAACCCAAGAAUCAGGUACCAUUGCCUCGCAAAGUCAGCAGAACACAACCCAAACUCAGCCUGAGGGAAGCCCGGAAAAGGACAAGAACAAGAACCUCUUCUGGACAGCUGGAAUGGAACGAAGUGCGCUCGAGAUGUACGUUAAAGCGGUCAAGGAGGGAAAGCGUGGCGAAGCUGGAUUUAAGCCUGAGGUACACCAGACAGUCACUACCGAGCUCGCAAAGGAGUUUCCUGGCAUCGAUUUCACUGUUGCAAAAGUCAAAUCAAAGUUCAACCAGACCUUCAAGAAGGUCUGGGAUGCUUUUAUUGCUUGCAAAGGGGCGAGUGGGUUUGGGUGGAAUGAGGCCGAAUGCAUGGUCACAGCUUCAGAGGAAGUCUGGAAUGCAUUCUUAGUCUCACACCCUAACGCCAAGCAAUUCAAGAACACUCCCUUCCCCAAGUAUAGCGAAUACCAGGUGAUCUUUGAGGGGAACUCAGCUACAGGUGCUUUGCGCCGAUCGUCGAAUAACACUCGCGUUGAACCAGAAGAGGUGCAAGAAGCCGACGGCAAUGGCCACUUAGAUUCAAGUCAAACACCUGCUCAGCGUCCUGGGGUUCGAGCUCCUCGCCAACAUCGAGUCACAUCUGGCAAUCGAUUUGAAAACUCGAUUGAUCGAAUUGUCGAUGCCUUUGUUUCAUCCAACCAAGAUCUAGAGACCAACCCCCCGGAGGCCUCUGCAAUACACAAAGCGAUCGAAAAGUUUCAAGAUCACUUUGCCACUGAUCUUGGCAUGGACAAGCUGGUUGCCGGAUUUGGAGUGUUAGAAAACGAAGCAAAGGCAAAAAUCUUUUUAGCUAUUUGA